Molecule: messenger RNA, 3207 nt
Organism: Hippoglossus stenolepis (Pacific halibut)
Lineage: Eukaryota; Metazoa; Chordata; Actinopteri; Pleuronectiformes; Pleuronectidae
Gene: marchf7
Product: membrane-associated ring finger (C3HC4) 7
Exons: 11
Coding region: 221-2620 (799 amino acids)
Molecular function (GO): zinc ion binding
Source: RefSeq, a predicted model, not a curated record
AGAUAGGCAUUGCAACUUUGAUACCAAGUCCAGGAAGCAGCAUGGUGGCCGGUCUUAGUGUUUACAGACGCACUGUCACGAAAUCAGACGUGCGAGCACGGCAGGGCAUUUAGCUUGUUCCUUGACAGAUUGAGAGUUACUUUGCUUAAGGACUUGCUCGUUCUUGUUACUGGGUGUGGGAUAACUGCUGCAUUUAUAAUCAAGUUCAAAACAAUCCACCAUGGACUCCAGGUCGCACCGGCUUCCGUUUUGCCUGUCCAGCUCCAGGUCGUCCUACGCGUCCAGUCCAGCGGUCUCCUCCUCGUCCCUGGGCUCCAGUAGACUGUACAGUCGGGAAUCGACGCUGAACAGUGACCGCUUCCCGAGGGCUUCAUCAUCUUAUAAAGCAGAUCUGGACCAACAGAAUGCUCGUCUCCUGAGCUCCACCAGAGACUACAGCGGCUCCGACAGUCGCUCCACCAGCUGGAAGUUACCCACCUCUCUGACGUCCUCCAGCAGGGCUUAUGAGCGCCCGUGGACUGAGUCCUCUCUGAGCAGCAGGAGUAAACUGAGUGAUUCUGGGAUCCGCUCAGGCCUGUUGAAUGCCAGUGACGAUGGUGAUUCUAAAAGAGCCAAACUCUCGUACAGCAACAGAGGACUGUACUCGAGAACGUCCAGCACCUCAGUUACUGGAUCCACCUAUUCCAGCAGUGGGCUUAGCAGUGGCAGAGGUUUAGGUGAAAAACACAACGACCCGUUAGAUUCAUCGUGGAGCUCAUGUCGUUUGCUCUCGCUGUCGUCGUCUUCCUCCUCGAAGCCGUUGUUGACCAGGAGAGAGCAGGAGGCAAAGUAUGAGCCCAGUCUCUCAAGUUUAGGGGAAAGAAGAAUGCGGACUCCUGGAGUGGGGUCCUCACUGUAUCAGACAGACAGGGUGGCCUCCACAUAUGCACAGGGAGCCCGGCCUAAAGAGACUGCCUACUCCUCCUCCUCUUCUUCCUCUUCUGCUGCCAGACCAAGCUCCCUAAAUUACCACCUCCCACCCCCCACCUCCCACCGUUCUUCCCCUCCGGUGCGUGACCUGAACAGCAGAACCACAGGCCGUUUCUCGAGCGGCUCAUCCACCCUCGGCUCAUCCACCCUCCGCUCAUCUCAGGAACAAACAAGAACUUCUGAUUCCUCCUCAGAUAUCUCCUCGUCUUACUCCUCUCGAACCCGAUGGUACCCCACCCCCCUGGUCAGACCAGAGGCCACGCUCCCUCCAAGGCCGGCCCCCGAAGGUGUUGAGCCAGAGAGCCGCUCCUCCACACGACGCCUCCUGUCCCGUCUAUUUUCCCGCCGCUCCAGCCAAGAGUCUUCUAGUGGAUCUUCCAGUGUUCGCUCCCUUGACGAUGACAGUCCAUCAACCGGAGGAGAGUCCGUGGACGGUGACGAGGGAACCAGGAUGUCCAGUGUGGACCCUGACGCUGGAGGCUCAGAGACGACCUUGGGCGGCCUCAGGACUCGUAGAGCAGACCUCGCACCUAUCCGGGAAAGCAACAGCGAUGGUUAUCGUAGCAGCCCGGCAGGCUCCAGAAUGCCAUUGUGGAGAGAGCCUGGUGUUGGCAGUAGUAGUAAUACCACCACCACCACCAGCAGCGGUGGAGGCAGCGGCUCCUCCUGGCUUUCCUCCUCUUUCCGUGGCCGCUGCCCCCCCCUGCUCUCCCGGCUCAGACGACACGUGAGGGACGACAGUGCCCAGCCGGCUGCAGAAGAAAGCUACAGCCGUCCACAGCAUUUACUGAGGAGGUGGGACAACGUUGAACAUAAAGCGACACAGGAAGAUGAUGAUGAUGGUGAUGAUGACGACGACGACGAUGAUGAUGAUGAGGACGAGGAGAGUGAAGAGGAAGGAGCAGUUGGUUUAGACGCCUUUGGAGCAGGUCAUCCCUGCCGACUCGAGGAUGAAACGUUACCUGAUCUCGAAGAUGGUCCAGUUGUGUUUCCGUCACGUCGCAGAGUCGCUCUGUAUGAAAACAUUUCAGCUUCUCUGAGUCAGUUGAGGGGUGUUGAAAACCAGCUGGAGGAGCCGAAGGAGAAACCCACCUCCGGUAGGGAUCAGGAGAAGCUGCAAAAGAUCAAGGAGAGGCUGCUUAUGGAGUCUGAUGAGGAGGAGGGCGACCUGUGCCGAAUCUGCCAGAUGUGCGAGGAAUCGGCCUCCAACCCUUUGAUUCAGCCUUGCCGCUGCACAGGCAGUCUGCAGUAUGUCCACCAGGAAUGCAUCAAGAGGUGGCUCCGCUCCAAAAUUGGCUCAGGCACAAACCUGGAGGCCAUCACAACCUGUGAACUCUGCAAGCAGAAGCUGCGCCUGAACAUAGACAACUUCAACAUUCAGGAGUUGUACAGGACCCACGUGCAAUCAGAAUAUGACGAGUUCAUCAGCAGUGGUCUCUAUCUGGUGGUGCUGCUGCAUUUCUGUGAACAGAGGUUCUCGGAUGUCCUGGGAGCUGUUGACGCAGCAGGGUUAUUCAACCUGGUGAGAAUCCUUCACGAACACAUGGACAAUCUUGAAAGUCCUCAUGGAGAAAGUGACGGGGAGGUGCACGACAACCGGCCGUCUAUCGAGUUUUCUGACCUGGACGACGAUCUCGAAGAGGAUUAUUAAUUCUGUGAAUGUGGUGGAACGAGGAUAGAAAGUGGGUCAGGUGAUGAGAAGUUGCAGAGCUGCUCCACACCACACGGUAGCUCACCCACCCCCCCCACACACACACACACACGCUUCGACGUCGUCACGCUCAUCUGAGAUGCAAGAGAGAAACGCCAAGUGCACAGACGCACGCACGUCUUGCCUUUCGUCGCAGGUGGCUUUUGCAAAUAUGCAAACUUGAAUUGAACCAGUGUGUAAAAAAACAUUCUUGUCUGGACACCACUGUACAUGUCUAUGAGAGUGCACUUUAUUCAAUUAUAACUAAAUGAAAAUGCAAGUCUUUUUAACUGUUCUACCACAAGUGCUUUAAUGUUGAUAUAAGGUUGAUGUAGUGUAGAGUUGUGACGGUAAGAUUUUCAGAGAAGAACAGAAAAGUGGUGAUUGUGUACUUUUGUUGUCUGUUUUUCCUCUGAUUAUUAUUUCCACUGAGACUGUUGAAAAAAAAAAAAACUAAAACUUCAUCUUUGUUUCAGUGUCUGAAAUGCUUUAUGUACAAAUCUAGUUUCAUGCUUUUAAUUUUGGAAAUAAAGAUUGAAUGGACUGAU